UUUAAUUGUAGAUUGGGAGCAAUACAGGAUAUUUUGCAUUUGAGAAAACACAAAAAUUACACCUGGACGUUAUGCAGAUUUAUAAAAUUAUUAUUAGUAGUAUGGGAUUUUAAUUACAUUUUAAGGUUUGCAGAAGAAAAAAAAAUGCAGACGAGGGUUUGCACAAAAUUUAUACAAUAUCUGAGUGGUCUUUUUAUAGUUUAUAUAUUCAUAUAGAUAUACAUUUUUGGAGGGGAAAACGCUGUUGCUGCAGGAGUAGUUUGUCAUAAGUAAGCUGUGCCAAAACGAAAAACGGAGGAUUGUUCUCAACCCACAGUACACACACACACAAACGAGUGCACUCUCUCUCUCUCUCUCUCUCUCUCUCUCACACACACACACACACAACACACAGUCAUUGACGCGUGCUGACGUCAGUGCGCGUCAGUCAGCAGCAGCAAACAGUUGAUUUCUCCAGCUCUGCCGUCUGCCUCAUCACAAUAUAUGCGGUGGUUUAUGGCUCCUGACUGCGUGAUUUAUACGCACAAACGGUAUUACCAGAGUCAAAAUACCCUCGGUGACUGUGAGAUCCUAGAAGCCAAACAGUUCCGUACUGUAUGUACUCAGAAGAACCCUAUGCACCAACUUGUCUUAAUGACGGAUAAUGGCCUCUAGUGGAAGCACACAUGAACACCCAUUUGUCCUUACACGCUGCUUUCAUAUUAAUUCCCCAACGUCCUGCCUCGAUACUAUAACAUAAGAGGAUGUCCAACCCUGAGAAAUGACGCCCCCAUUACCCCCUUGAGCAGUGGGAAAACACACUACAGCAGUCCGGAGCAGAGCAGCUGCGCCAGAGUGCGGCGCAGCCGGGGAGGAGAUACGCGAACGCCGCCGCUCUCAGUACCGUUCUCUGGCUCCACUCGAGACGAGCCCUCUUCUUUUCGCCUCUUGCCUUCAUUUCUCAACGUUAUACAAGGAGAAGAGGACAGGGCGCGCCUGUAUACUGGACGUAGACAGUAGCCUACCUUGCGCAUACGGGGCGCGUAAAACACGGCGCUCCACACAGACUUGACGCGCUUUGAUGUCAUCCGGCGGUUCAGGGUCGGAUCGUAUAAUUUAUAACAGCGGGUCGACAUUAAACUAGACGCAUAUCAUAUCAAGAGUUAUCAUUACUCGCUUGCAGUCAGACAUGGAAGAUGGUCCGCCUUCCACAAGCUGUUUCCGAAGGUUCACGGACUGUUUCCUUGGCUCAAGUCUGACGGAUGAGAAAGUGAAGGCUUAUCUCUCCCUCAACCCGCAGAUGCUGGAUGAGUUUGUGCUGGAGAGUGUGAGUGCAGAGACCGUAGACAGAUGGCUGAAACGGAAGAACAGCAGCCAGCCUGCAGGUACGGACUCAUGGCCGUGUGCUCCAAUAUUCUUCAUUAAGAGCCCUAUGCUCUAAAAAUAGUGUUGUGUUUACUUUUUGGUGAUGAUGUCUUUAAUUUUGAGGAUGGCCAUAUUAUGGACAUAUUAUGAAUGUGUUAUGUUUCUAUGCUUAUUUGCUGAUUAAUGUACCAUAUGUAAAUAUAUAACAGUGGUUCUCAGCUGAUGGGUCACUGGUUUGGUCCUAAAAAGCAAUCUAAAAAUGCAACAAUUAGUUGAGAUAAAAUAUAGCUAGCCAUUUAAUGUUGCGUAUCAAAAUUAAUUGACUUAAAAUAAUAUGAUUUAAAUCAGUUAUUUAAAGGAGUAAAAAGCACUUUUCAUAUCCCUUUUUUUUCUGAUGUCAAAGGUUUGUUUAUCCACUCAAACUAUGGUAUUUUGGAACAAAUUCGGUCCCUUGGUAAUAUGGCUAGUACUAUUAUAAUAUAUUGCCCUGUGUUUGCUCUAGCUACUAGGCUGGGCGUCAGCAAUUUAUGGUCAUUUCAGUGCAUUUCAAAAUUAUAUC
Molecule: messenger RNA, 1903 nt
Organism: Carassius auratus (goldfish)
Lineage: Eukaryota; Metazoa; Chordata; Actinopteri; Cypriniformes; Cyprinidae
Product: cAMP and cAMP-inhibited cGMP 3',5'-cyclic phosphodiesterase 10A-like
Exons: 2
Coding region: 1169-1420 (83 amino acids)
Source: RefSeq, a predicted model, not a curated record